Scatophagus argus is the source of this 3768-nucleotide messenger RNA. RefSeq names its product dnaJ homolog subfamily C member 11-like. Lineage: Eukaryota; Metazoa; Chordata; Actinopteri; Scatophagidae. The transcript is spliced from 16 exons. Bases 18 to 1700 code for a protein of 560 amino acids. The record is from RefSeq and is a predicted model, not a curated record. Gene Ontology annotation, biological process: cristae formation.
GGGACAAAAACGCAAACAUGGCGGCGUCCUUAGAUGAUGAUUUUGAGUUUAAUAACCAGGACUACUAUUCUCUACUCAACGUCAGGAAAGAGGCUACGUUGGAGGAGCUGAAGGCAUCAUAUCGGAGGCUGUGUAUGCUCUACCAUCCUGACAAACAUCGAGACCCUGAGCUGAAAAGUCAGGCUGAACGGCUUUUUAACCAGGUGCACCAGGCAUACGAAGUGCUGAGUGAUGAUCACUCCAGAGCCAUCUAUGACAUAUUUGGGAAGAAAGGGCUUGAGGUGGAAGGCUGGGAGGUGGUGGAGAGGAAGAGAACUCCAGCAGAAAUUCGAGAGGAGUACGAAAGGCUGCAGAGAGAAAGAGAAGAGAGGAGACUGCAGCAAAGAACUAACCCCAAGGGCACCAUCAGCGUGGGUGUGGAUGCAACAGACCUGUUUGACCGCUACGAAGAGGAUUUUGAAGAGAUUCCAGGAGGAGGGUUUCCCCAUAUUGAAAUCAACAAGAUGCACAUUUCCCAGUCCAUAGAGGCUCCUUUGACAAACUCUGACACAGCAGUUCUGUCUGGUUCCCUCUCUACACACAAUGGGACUGGAGGAGGCAACAUUAACAUGACUGUACGAAGAGUUACUUCAGCCAAGGGCUGGGGAGAGGUGGAAUUUGGCGCAGGAGACAUACUUGGACCUCUCAUUGGGUUAAAGGUGUUUCGUAACGUCACUCCACGGUGUUUCUUGACUGCCCAGUGCGGUUUGCAGUUCUCUCCUCGAGGUCUGAGGCCGAGCUGUUCUCUGAUGACAGCACGCCACCUGGACCAGAACACCAUGGGUUAUCUGCAGUGGCGCUGGGGGCCCAACAGCGCCAUGACCACCAGCCUUGUCCGAGACACGAAGAGCAGCCACUUUACUCUGGCUCUGCAGCUGGGUGUGCCUCACUCCUACCUAAUGAUGAGCUACCAGUACAAGUUCCAGGAUGAGGACCAGACUAAAGUUAAAGGCUCUGUUAAGACGGGCUGGUUUGGUACUGUGGUGGAAUACGGAGCAGAGAGGAAGAUCAGCCGACACAGUGUCCUGUCAGCCACUGUCAGCAUCGGGGUCCCUCAGGGAGUCACACUCAAAAUCAAGUUGUCACGUGCCAGUCAAACAUACCUGUUUCCAGUCCACCUGACAGAUCAGCUUCUGCCCAGUGCUGUCUUCUAUGCUACUGUGGGACCCCUUCUGGUCUACAUGGCCCUUCACCGACUGAUCAUCAUCCCAUAUACACGAGCACAAAAAGAGCAAGAGCUGGAGCUGCAGCGGAAGAGCUCAGCCACAGACAUCGCCAAGAAGAAGCAGGAGGCAGAGUCUGCCGUUCUGCUGAUGCAGGAGUCUGUGAGGAGAAUCAUAGAGGCGGAAGAAUCCAAGAUGGGUCUAAUCAUCCUGAAUGCCUGGUAUGGAAAGUUUGUGUCAGACACUAGCCAGAAGCAGGAGAAAGCAAAGGUGAUUGACGUCACUGUGCCUCUGCAGUGCCUGGUCAAAGACUCCAAACUCAUCCUCACAGAGUCUUCUAAGGCUGGAUUGCCGGGCUUCUAUGACCCCUGUGUGGGAGAGGAGAAGAGUCUUAAAUUACUGUACCAGUUCAGAGGUGUCAUGCACCAAGUCAUCUCUGCAGACACUGAUCCGCUACGGAUACCCAAGCAAUCUCACAGAAUAGAGUCUGAGUCCUAGGAACCCAGCACUGUUGGGGCACCAGAGGGAAAAUGCAGAAAAGAAAAACAGACUUUGUGUAAACAGAGGAACCCUAGAACAGAGGGGGCACAUCAACAAUAAGUCUGUUCCUCUCCUUUGGUCCUCCUCUGUCAUGGUAUUAGUGAAUCUGUUUAUUGAGUUCCUUCACUCCUCCUUUUCCUGUGGGCUAUCUCUGAGGUUCAGCAGAAUACAGGAGUCAGCUUCUACAAGGUGUCACGCCUUUGUGUCUCUGUAGUCUGCCACACUUGACGGGGCUGAACAAAUACCUGCCUGCUGCGGGAGAUCAGACACUGGCCCUGAACAUAGUUUUAUAUAUGCACUACACGUGGGGGGCUGAAGGUCACUGCGGACGUGGUAACCAUUCCUAUCAAUGAUGAGCUAAAAGUGAUGUAUUUAACAAUGUGUCUUGACAUUUGUUAUGUCGAGUAUUUACAGAUGAGCCGUAGAUUUACCCCAUAUCAUCGUAGUCCUUUGUCCUGUAUGUUUUUUGAAUCUGACAAUGUUAAAACAUGCCGGCUAUCUCACUAACUCAUGCAAAUGUUUAGAGUAACACUUUGCAGGCUCAUGUCUCAGUGACCCUGAGGCUGGCCUUGACUGGGAUUGAGUGCGUAAUUCAUGUUUUUGUUUACUUGUUGAAAUGUCUCACCCUAAUUUAUUAUGCCUUUUAGUGACGUGUCUGCUGCUCAUUGGGGUGCCUGUCAGCAGUUGUAAACUGGUGCUCAAAACAUAUAUAUGUGAAGAGGUUGUGAUACAGAAGUUGGGGGGAGGAACUGUACAGGGAGGGAAAGUGAUAGAGAUGCCCUUUGAUGGUAGUGAUUCAACCAAGGAGAGGCAGGCUUGAAUUCUCCAUACAGAUUUUUUAAUAUCCCAGGCUAGACAGCAAUUUAAGGGCAGAAAUUCCACUUCGAUUUGAUUUGCGUCAGUGCUUAUUGAUUACCUCUGUGCAGUUGCAGCCCAAGCUGUUUUUUUCUUUUUUUUGCUAUAAUUCUUAAGGCAUGCUGUGGCUGGGGUGCUACCAGUAGGGGGCACAGGUCGACGCUCUUCCUCAUGCACAUUGUGUGUGCUGCUGAGGUGGUCACUGUGACAGACAAUAACUUGUUACCAGAGCUGACCUGAGCCACACUAAAAAUAUUUUACUGAUUUACAUGCACAUUUACAUGACAACUUUCAUUUGUUUUACUCACUUUUCAGUUGUACUGUGCCAUCUAUUUUGCCAUUCUAAUUUUUAUUUAAUUAAAAAAUACUGAAUUAUUGAGCUAAUACCAUGUAAUGUCUUAUACAUCGUAAUGUAGAUGCUACAACCAUACUUGUCAGCCAGGGCUUAUUUUACAUGAUGAUCUACACACUAACUUACCUCUGCUAUAGCAUGGAGAAAUCUGCUAUCCUAUGAUGCACUUUGUGUUAAGAUGUAGACAGGUGUUGUUGUACAGAAGUCCCAGAGUUUUUAAUAUCAAAUGCACAGUACAGCUACUCCUGUUUGGUCAGACAUUAUUCUUUAUCCAAAUCUGUUUGUGUCUCAUUAGACAUAAAUGUGGAUUGAUACCAACUACAAAGGGAAACAUAAAAUUAUGUCUUGCAAUGAGCCACUGGGAUUCCCUGGAAACAAAACCACUACUGUAGGAUGCAAAUUGUAUUUUAUUGAAUACAAAGGUAAUAUUUUGCACAAAAUGUACAGUAUUUCACACAAACAUUAGAGGCUAGUUGUCAUGAAAGUGGUGCUGAAACCUCUAAUUAAAGCUGUACACGUUACUGUGACCGUCUCUUCGGUGGUCUGGCAUUUGGCCCACGAUCACAGCAGCCGUUUUUGCACUGAUUUUGUUCGUAGUUUGUCUUCUCUCUUGUUUUGUGUGCUGUAAGGUAUUUUGACAGGUCAGCUGUUCACAUCUGCUCUAGUGCCACCAUGAGGCCAGCAGAAAGACUGCUCCCUGCUGUUCCACUCCAGUCCAUCACCCAAACUGACUCACAUUAGUAGGUAAAUGUACUGUAUGGUUGAGGAGCCUGUGUUCUCUGUCUUGUUAAGACUACAAUAAAUAUGAGCCGAGUUGAA